This is a messenger RNA of Topomyia yanbarensis, 936 nucleotides long. RefSeq names its product farnesol dehydrogenase-like. The transcript has 3 exons. Gene Ontology annotation, molecular function: oxidoreductase activity. The coding region runs from base 16 to 813 and encodes 265 amino acids. Lineage: Eukaryota; Metazoa; Arthropoda; Insecta; Diptera; Culicidae. The record is from RefSeq and is a predicted model, not a curated record.
AGUGAUAAAGCACCGAUGGAACACAGUUCAUCAAAAGGACACAUCGCAGUACGUAGUGCAAUGGAACGCUGGGAAAAUCGUGUGGCUGUGGUAACUGGAGCAAGUGCUGGAAUAGGUUGGGCUAUUAGCAAAGCCCUGUUGCAGUCGGGCAUGAUUGUUGUUGGAUUGGCUAGACGAGUAGAGAAAAUCGAAGAACUAAAGUCGACUCUACCUGCGCACAUACGAAAUCAACUACACGCGUACAGGUGUGAUGUGAAUAACGAAAAGGAUAUUGUCGCGGCGUUCAAAAUGAUUGACACUAAAUUCGGCGGUGCAGAUGUACUUGUGAACAAUGCUGGUGUUUUAAAAGACACCCUACUGAUCAAACCCGGUAACACCCAGCUAAUCCGUGAUGUUAUAGAAACAAAUAUCUUGGGACUAAUUAUAUGCGCGAGAGAGGCUUAUCAAUCAAUGAAAAGGAGAAAUGUGGAUGGCCACAUUGUGAAUAUGAAUAGUGUGGUGGGUCAUGGUGUUCCGGUAGGCGUUGAUACGUUGACAACCUAUAAUGUAUACCCAGCCACCAAACAUGCCGUCACGGCGCUUACAGAGACAUUGCGCAUAGAAUUGCUUACUGAAAACAGCAAAGUCAAAGUUACGAGUAUAAGUCCUGGAGCGGUCCGAACAGAUAUUUUCAAUGAUCCAGAGCUGUUACAAAAGUCAAUACCGUUCCUGGAGCCAGAAGACAUUGCAAGCAGCGUCGUGCAUGUAAUUUCCACUCCAAAGCAUGUCGAGAUUAAAGAGCUUACUAUCAAACCACUCGGAGAGCGUUUUUAAUACAUUGUGCAUGAAAUAUUAGCAUAACUGAGAAAAAAUUGAAAAUAAGUGCAAAUAUGAAUGUAAUCCAAUAUUGGUUUUGAUUAUAGAAGUGCCAAAUAUAACAAAACAUUUUAAAAAUUU